UCUUUCCCAGCCUUUCCUCAAGCCAACUCCAUCCACCAUUGGCACUUUGCAGGACCUCACAGCCCACAAGCAACUGGCAGCCAUGAAGAUCCUCUACCUGCUCUUCGCUGUUUUCCUCCUCAUCUUCCAGGCUACUUCAGGUUCUGCAGAUCCCCUUUUUGCUGACACUGCAGAGUGCAAGAGCCAGGGAAAGGGAAAUUUCUGCCUUGCCGGGGCGUGCCCACCCACCUUCACUGCCUCGGGGACCUGCCAAAACGGGAUGCUGAACUGCUGCUCCAAGUAA
Neopelma chrysocephalum (saffron-crested tyrant-manakin) is the source of this 283-nucleotide messenger RNA. Its product is annotated as gallinacin-10-like. Lineage: Eukaryota; Metazoa; Chordata; Aves; Passeriformes; Pipridae. Gene Ontology annotation, molecular function: CCR6 chemokine receptor binding. The transcript is spliced from 2 exons. Gene Ontology annotation, biological process: defense response to Gram-negative bacterium; defense response to Gram-positive bacterium; innate immune response in mucosa. Gene Ontology annotation, cellular component: extracellular region. The record is from RefSeq and is a predicted model, not a curated record. The coding region runs from base 83 to 283 and encodes 66 amino acids.